AAACAUAGAAAAACCUCAUUCACAUUAAUCAUUUUUAGUACUAUCUCAUAGGAUAGAGAAAAAUUUAUCUAAACUUGGUUUUACUUGUGAAAGUUAGUGUGUGAGUUUGUGUGCAUUUUUCAUUCUCAAAUUAAUGCGUAUUGAAAACAACAAAACCCAAAACCCAAUUCACGUAUAAGAUCAUCUUCAUCAUUAUUCUUACCAUAUCUUUUCGUUUCACUAUCACAAUCACCAUCAACAUCACUUCCAUCACUCUCUUUCUCUUUUCUUUAUAAACAAACCCUAUUCUUUAUUAUUGAUUUGUUUAAUACUAUGGCUGAGGAGGGUUUUGAAAAUUAUUAUCAUAUCCCACAACAAAGUAGAAGAGAAAAACUUCGUUAUUUAUCUCAAAACCAAACAAGUUUCAUUGAAUCUUCACCCACCCUUAACCCUAGUUUUUCACCUUUACCUUCUCUUUACGAUCCUUCACUCAUUUCACCUUUAGAUGCUAUAAACAGUAACCCUUUUCUUUAUCAAAUGAAUCAUGUAUACAACCAUGGUGGUAGUAAUAGUAACAACAAUGAAGUUAUGUUGUUAAAAUCUGAACCAUUAUCUUUGUCUUUAUCGUCAAACAAAAACAACCAGAAUCAGAUGAGUGCUGCUAAUUUUCAGCGUUAUGGUUCUGUUGUUGAUGUUUCUAGGAACACGGUUCCGUUAGGACCGUUUACGGGUUAUGCUUCUGUUUUGAAGGGAUCGAGGUUUUUGAAACCUGCACAACAAUUAUUGGAUGAGAUAUGUGAUGUUGGUGUUCGUGCUGAGAAGAUUAUUGCUGAUGCUGAUGCAUCUUUGAUGGAAACUAAUCAUGUUAUUGGUGGAAUGAUAAAUGGUGUUGAUGAUGAAGAUACACUUGGUGGUGAUGGAAGGAAGAACAAGUCUAGAUUAUUAACAGUGCUUGAUGAGGUUUGCAGGAGGUACAGACAAUACUAUCAGCAGAUUCAUGCAGUAAUAACUUCAUUUGAAUAUGUUGCCGGCCUCGGUAACGCAGCUCCGUAUGCAAGUUUGGCUAUAAAUGCCAUGUCCAAACAUUUUAGAUUCUUGAAGAAUGUGAUUACCGACCAGCUUCAGUUUAUCGGUAAGUCUAAUUAUCAUAUAAGCAAUAGAAAGGAUGAAUCUCCCAGGUUUCACAACGGCGAUGGAGCCCCUUACAGUCAAAGUCCAGGGUUUAUGGAACACGUCCAACAACCUGUUUGGCGACCUCAAAGAGGGUUGCCCGAGCGUGCUGUCAGUGUUCUUAGGGGAUGGUUGUUUGAACACUUUUUGCAUCCUUACCCUAGUGAUACUGACAAGCUAAUGUUGGCUAAACAAACUGGUCUAUCUCGUAACCAGGUGUCUAAUUGGUUUAUAAAUGCAAGAGUAAGGCUUUGGAAACCAAUGGUGGAGGAAAUACACAUGCUUGAAUCACAGCAAUCUCCAAAGGAAUCACAAAGAGAUGAACAUAGUCGAAACAAUUUAAGCGAGAACAACAUUGCUGAGAAUCCAUCUACGUCCACAGACAAGUUUAUCGAUGUUGCAUAUAAACGCACUAGAAACGAACUUCACAACAUGUCAGUGCCGAAUCAUAGUAUCGCAAGCAAUCAACAGGUUGGUAAUGUUGGAGUGAGCAUGAUGAAUAAUGGUGCAACAAGCAAUGGUGUAUCUCUGACGCUCGGUCUUCAUCAAAAUCAUGGAAUUGGGUUGUCCGAGCCUUUCAACAUGAGUGCCGCGCAGCGUUUUGGUCUUGCACAUCAACCUGAUAGUUACGCCGCGAGCGGUUUUCAAUUGCAGAAUAGGCAAUUUGGGAGAGAUUUUAUUGGUGGGCAACUUUUGCGUGACUAUGUAGGAUGAAUCUUCAAUCCACUAACUAAGCAACUAUUAACCAUGUUUCUUUGGUUUCAUUAUCACAAGAUAAAUUAGGAGUGAUUGAAAUUGGAUUCUAGUUUGGGAUUAAGUGGUGUUGUACAUUCUUUGUAUCAUAGUAGUGGAAAAAAAUACUAUGUUAUAGGAUGAUCCAUUCCACUUUUCUAAUGGCCUAGUUUGUUACAAGGCUAAGUGUUGUUAAUUGUCCUUUUUAUAA
Medicago truncatula (barrel medic) is the source of this 2092-nucleotide messenger RNA. Its product is annotated as BEL1-like homeodomain protein 9. Gene Ontology annotation, molecular function: DNA binding. Gene Ontology annotation, biological process: regulation of DNA-templated transcription. The coding region runs from base 313 to 1863 and encodes 516 amino acids. The transcript has 4 exons. The record is from RefSeq and is a predicted model, not a curated record. Lineage: Eukaryota; Viridiplantae; Streptophyta; Magnoliopsida; Fabales; Fabaceae.